GGGAAUCUUGUACCAAUGAGAUACAAAUACUCCAGCAUCAAGAAAAUGACCAAUUCAUUUAGUGAAAAAUUAGGAAGAGGAGGAUUUGGCAGUGUUUAUAAAGGACAAUUUCCUGACGGUCAUCUUGUGGCAGUGAAAGUCUUGAAUGAAUCAAAUGAAGACGGGGAAGAUUUCAUGAAUGAGGUCGCUAGCAUUAGCAGAACAUCCCAUGUUAAUAUUGUUGCGCUGUUGGGGUUUUGUUUUGAAGGUUCGAAAAGAGCUCUCAUUUAUGACUUCAUGCCUAAUGGUUCUCUUGAAAAGUUCAUUGGCAACAAUGCUUCCACAUCUCAAGAGUCUACGUUGGGAUGGGAUAAAUUGUUUGAGAUCACUCUUGGGAUAGCUCGAGGGCUCGAGUACUUGCAUCAAGGCUGUAAUACAAGGAUUUUGCAUUUGGACAUCAAGCCUCAAAACAUACUUCUGGAUAAGGACAUGAACCCAAGGAUUUCAGAUUUUGGGCUUGCUAAAAUGUGUCCAAAUAGGUCGAGUAUAGUCUCCAUGUUUGUGGCAAGAGGGACAAUUGGGUACAUUGCCCCUGAAGUGUUUUCGAGAAACUUUGGAGAUGUCUCGUAUAAAUCUGAUGUGUAUAGUUACGGAAUGUUGGUUUUGGAAAUGGCUGGAGGAAAGAAGGCCAUUGAUCCAAGAGAAGUCGAACAUACAAGCGAAAUAUAUUUCCCAAAUUAUUUCUACAAGGAAGUUGAGGGCAAUGCAGAAAGAGAUGGAAAUAUUUUCGAAGCAAUGAAUGAAGAAGAUGAAAGCCAACCUGUGAAGAGAAACAUGAUCAUUGUUGGGUUGUGGUGCAUUCAGACAAACCCUAAAGACCGACCGUCGAUGACAAGGGUUGUAGAGAUGUUGGAAGGGAAGCUUGGAUCAUUGGAGGUUCCACCUAAACCUUACCUUCAACCAUCCCCAAGACCAGCCCCAGCCUAUUCAACUUCUGAAUCUUUAUAGUAGUUUGCUCUUGAAUUUGUAUGGUAAUUAUGUGAAAUUAUAAUGUAGCAAUAU
Molecule: messenger RNA, 1041 nt
Organism: Salvia hispanica
Lineage: Eukaryota; Viridiplantae; Streptophyta; Magnoliopsida; Lamiales; Lamiaceae
Source: RefSeq, a predicted model, not a curated record